UGUAUCUUGAGUUGCUUGUGGAUCCAAAUCUUUUAGCUAUCCCAAGGAAAGGAUCUGGUUCGGAUUAGGAUAACAAUUAUAGGACUUAAAAUUUAAGAGAAAAAUAGACAUUUGAGAUUAUUUCUACAAUUUUUACAUCAUUUAGUGUCCUGCCGGUUGACUAGACCUCUUAUGAUCUGAAAACUUAGAAAAAACAAAAGCAAAUAUCCUCCGGGCCUGUGAUAGGUCAAGUGGUCAUUAUCUAAUUGUAUAUCGAAUCCAAAAUGGCUUUAAAGGAUGGAGAUAAAGGCACAAGAUACUGUUCUUUAUGCAGAUGCUACUCUGUUUCCUUUUCUUCUUCUUCCUUCUCUUUGAACGGAAUGUUAGCAAGAAUUUCAAAAGUCGAAUAAAAGAUCGGAACAAGAAAUAUGAAACAAUUUAAUGUAGUCUAGUUGGUUUAGGGUGCUUCCUUAGGAUACAAUAUCUAGAUUUAAGCACUAUUUGUUCUUAUAUUGAGCAAUGAAAUUUCAACUUCAAUAAUCCAUGAAUUCAGAGGUGGAUCCGACCACCCUAAUCCCAAGCAUCCAAAAGUCCACCCCCGUCUCGAGUAGCCAAAGAUCUACUGUAGAUCUGCCCACCCCGUGGGAUGGUUUGGCCUUUCGAUCGCCCAUAAAGGCGGUUUGGGGUGGCCACAAACCACCCCCACAUCAGGGUGGAUCCCUAAGGGGUGGGCAGCCACCCUUGUUUUUUAUUUUAAUUUAAAUGUUUUAAUAUACAAUGACGUAGAUGUAAUUUAAAUUCAUAGUUGAACGCUGUUCACGUUGUUGCCACAAAAUCAGUGGGGCGAUGCUUCAGCAUUAUUUCCUCUUCUGACGUUUUAUGCGGAUAAGACAGAAAACAAAGUACAUAAUGACCAAUCAAAACGUUACCCUAAAAGAGUUGGGACUUUCUAGGGACAUAUUCUAUGAUUCUAUCCCCACUCUUAACUGUUCCUUAAUUCUUGAUGCCUUCUCUUUUCCCCUAAAAAAAAAUCCCAACUUCUCUUUUCCACGUAAAUCAAAGAGUUUACACUUUCCAGCCUCGUUUUGGAAACUUUAAUCCAUUCAGUUCAUUGUCACUAUCAGACAGACUUUCAGUUCUAGAUCAUCGAAGAUUCAGCUUCUUUUCUUCUUUUCUUGUCUACUUCCAACUGAAACUUUCAAUGAAUACUUCCAGGAAACUGGCAUAUUACAGUCGGCAAAAUUAUAAAGUACGAAUUGCUUGCCUUGGCAGUUGACUUUUUUGGGCAAACCCAUCUGGGCAGUCAAGUUCUUUCGAGGGUUGCCACCCUCUUAUUUUAUUCUUGAAAUUCUGUAUGGCCUCCUGGCCAACCUUGCUCUCCUAUUCAUGAGUGCCAUAACGAGAAUGUGCAAACUUAUUUUCUGGAAAUUUCUGAUUGUUUUUGUUUAGGAGCCAAUUGGAUGUUAUUCCUGCUCUGAAUAUGUAGGUUUAUGAUUUGGAGUCUGCCAGAGUGAUCCGAUUUCAGAAAUUACUCUAAUGACAAGAGAGGAAAAAGAAGUCUUUCAUUUGGGAUAUUUUUGCCAAUAGGGAGAGAAGUGAACGAGAAAUGAAUAAAGGCACGGCUGAUUGCCAUGGCAUUCCCUCUUGAACAGAGUGAGAUGCAUCAUUAUAUCUGUUUAAGAAAAUAAACGGAAGAAAACAUUUUUUACAUGUCUCUUCAUAGAUGUGAAAAGUAUCUCUUUGUUAGAAAGGAUCCUCAUAUAGACAUUGUUUUUCUUUUGUUAUACGCAUAAUAUUCCUCUUGCUUUAUCUAUAAAGUGAAUGUAUUCUUUUCCCUCUGAGUGGAGCAUUCUUUUCUGGAGACGUUUGUCUAUUCCAUUUCUUUGUUUUUGGUAGUUUAUUUUUGGAAAACUGAUCGAGAAUAUGGAAGAUAAUAGAAACUGAAGCAGUUAAAUGAUAAGGGAACCAAAUGACAGAAACAGGCGGAGCACAUGACAAUAUGCUCUCAAAUGGAGAAUAUAUUCAUGUUGGAACCUUAAGCUAGUGUAAGAAAGGAAGCUAGAGUGGCACGUCUUAUCUUUCUCUCAGUUAUUAAUUGUUUUUUGAUACAAGUUGCUCCUUAUAUAUUCUCUGUUGUCAGUCAAUAAAGUGGAGUUUGAGAAUAGCAUAGAUUUCACAGCUACACAGUCAGACUUACAGAGAGUUUCUCUGGCUCAAGUUGCCUAAUUAAUCGUAUCUAGUAUCUACUAUUAAUUUUAAUCAUAUUUUUUUGUCAUUUAAUCUUCUUCAUAGUUUUUACUUGCAGAAGCACGGUCUAAUCCAAGGCUUAAGAGUCUAUUUCUACAAGCACAGGACAUCCAAUGCCUCCUGGUCAAGAUGUUCAGACACUUAGAGUCUCCGUAGCAACAUGGAAUGUAGGGGGGAAAUCUCCCCACAGUGGACCUAACCUGAACGAUAUUCUUCAUGCAGAUCAAUCAGAUAUAUAUAUCUUUGGUUUUCAGGAAAUUGUCCCUUUAAAUGCUGGGAAUGUCCUAGUUGUAGAAGAUAAUGAGCCUGCCGCAAAAUGGUUAGCUUUGAUCAAUCAGUCACUAAACAAAUCAUAUGAGGUGGCAUCAAGACCAUUAAAUCCCAUGGCCUCCCUUGGUGGUUCCUUGUUUUUCUCAAAAUAUUCCCUUAAAAAGCUCAGCGAGACUUUUAGGACUGAGAGCAGAAGGAGGCUGAAGACUUGCAACUGUACACCUGAUGUAGAAAGGAAACAGAGUAAGGAUUUCUGUUUCGGUUAUCAACAAUCACAUAAAAGCAAAGAUGACAUUUCCGUAGAAGACGAUUAUGAUGUACCUAAUGGAAUUAACAUUGCGGAAUUCUCCAUUCCCUCGAGUACCAACCACAUGAACUACAGUUUAAUAGCCAGUAAGCAAAUGGUGGGAAUUUUCCUGACUGUUUGGGUGAGGAAGGAGCUUGUUCAGCAUAUAGGACACUUGAGGAUCUCCUGCUUUUGUCGUGGAAUUAUGGGCUGCCUUGGAAACAAGGGGUGUAUUUCUCUGAGUAUGCUAUUCCAUCAGACAAGCUUUUGCCUUGUCUGCUGUCACUUGGCAUCUGGAGAGAAGGAGGGGGAUGCGCUUAGAAGAAAUAUGGAUGUCAUUGAGAUACUGAAAAAUACUCAGUUUCCAAAGAUUUGCAAAUCGGCUCACAGUAGGGUGCCAGAUAAAAUCGUUGAACAUGAUCGGGUCAUUUGGUUAGGGGACUUGAAUUACCGAAUAGCAUCGAGCUACUCUGACACAAGAAAGCUCCUGCAGGAGAAUGCCUGGGAUGCACUUCUUGACAGAGAUCAGCUGAGAAUUGAAAGAGAAGCAGGGCGAGUAUUCGAGGGAUGGAAAGAGGGUAAGAUCUACUUUGCACCCACCUACAAGUACUCCUACAACUCAGACACCUAUACUGGAGAGACAAAAAAUUCAGAAAAGAAGAGGAGAACUCCUGCUUGGUGUGACAGAAUACUGUGGCAUGGAACUGGGAUACGGCAACUUUCGUACAUACGUAGAGAGUCCAAGUUUUCUGAUCACCGGCCUGUUUGUGCAACAUUUUUGGUGGAUGUUGUUGUAUCAGGUGGAGUAAAGGAGGGAUCAGCAGGGUCUCACAUGAAAGUUGGGAUUCAACAGUUUUUGCCUUCAACUAGUAAAUAUGUUCGUCGAACAAGGUGUGAGUUCACGAACAAAUUAUUAGGAUUUUAGUUUCAAGUUGUGACUUUAAAAGAUUAGCCGAUUAGGUACCACAAUACAGAGAAAAAGCCUGAAGAGGCCCUAUAGGUAAAGAAAAAAUGUUGGUCUCUUCUAUGGGCUACAUUGUUUGUCAUGAAGCCCAUUGGAGAUCAGAAUUAUAAAGUAUGGUUGGUAAAUUUCCAUCUUUGUUGUUAAGAAUAUUGCUUGGAUGUUUCUUAUAUCCUCAGGAACUGAUGUACUUAACACGGUACUCACAAGAUUGAAGAAUAUUCCAGUUUUGUUGCUCGUGUGAGAUCAAUUAGGGAUAAAAAAAUAUAGAGUUCAGCAGGGAAUCAUUGUAAGUUGGGCAACUUAUGCAGAGCACUUAGCAACAGCACAAGUGUAAAUAGCUCUUCAAUGAUAAACAUGUUUCUUGGGAAAUGUCGUACAGUAUCAUGUAUUAUGUUCCCAGCAUUCAAGAAUGCUUCUGGUUAAUGUACCUGUGUAUUAGUAACUCUGUAUUCUGAAACUUAAGGGGGAAUGAUUGGCGAGGUGUUUGUAUUCCAGAAAUUAUACUAUGUGCCUCAAUAUAUUUGCUA
Carya illinoinensis is the source of this 4273-nucleotide messenger RNA. RefSeq names its product type I inositol polyphosphate 5-phosphatase 10-like. The coding region runs from base 2340 to 3707 and encodes 455 amino acids. NCBI's taxonomy places the organism in Eukaryota, Viridiplantae, Streptophyta, Magnoliopsida, Fagales, Juglandaceae. The record is from RefSeq and is a predicted model, not a curated record. Gene Ontology annotation, biological process: phosphatidylinositol dephosphorylation. The transcript has 9 exons. Gene Ontology annotation, molecular function: inositol-polyphosphate 5-phosphatase activity; phosphatidylinositol-4,5-bisphosphate 5-phosphatase activity; phosphatidylinositol-3,4,5-trisphosphate 5-phosphatase activity.